AUGGAGAUUACUGUCCUUAUUAAACCUGAUAAUAAAGCUUGGUGUGUUAUGGGGGACUUUAAUGAAGUAGUUUCUCAGGCUGAGAAGGUGGGGGGUAAACUGAGGGGUGAAGCUCAAAUGGAGAAAUUUAGGCAGGCUCUGAUGUCUAAUGGCCUUUGUGAUAUGGGUUGGUCUGGUUGCCAGUACACAUGGAGCAAUAAGCACUCUGAUAAUUCUUUCACAGAGGAAAGAUUAGAUCGAGUUGUUGCUAAUGGGAAGUGGACUGAUUUGUUUAGAGACAGAACUAUUGAAAUCAUACAUGCCACACAAUCGGAUCAUAAAGCCUUGUUGAUGCAUUUGGCCUUUGGUUUAGCCAGCAGAAGAUUAAAAAGAAGGAUUUUCAGAUUUGAGGCAAGUUGGGCCUUGGAUGAGGAUGGUAUACCAGUAGUUGAGAGGGCUUGGGGUAGUAGUGGUGUUGGUAACCUUAAAGGUGUCCACGAGAAGCUAAGGAGGUGCGAGAUAGGACUAGUUAGCUGGAGUAGACAGAAAAAAAUUGAAGCUGAGCAGGUUUUGAGGUAA
Molecule: messenger RNA, 558 nt
Organism: Juglans microcarpa x Juglans regia
Lineage: Eukaryota; Viridiplantae; Streptophyta; Magnoliopsida; Fagales; Juglandaceae
Exons: 1
Coding region: 1-558 (185 amino acids)
Source: RefSeq, a predicted model, not a curated record